Acomys russatus (golden spiny mouse) is the source of this 1282-nucleotide messenger RNA. RefSeq names its product agmatinase (gene Agmat). Gene Ontology annotation, molecular function: agmatinase activity; metal ion binding. NCBI's taxonomy places the organism in Eukaryota, Metazoa, Chordata, Mammalia, Rodentia, Muridae. The record is from RefSeq and is a predicted model, not a curated record. Bases 41 to 1102 code for a protein of 353 amino acids. The transcript has 7 exons.
GCCUGGCGCACUGGCCCGGUUGGCUUUCUCAAUAGGCGGCAUGCUGCGGCUACUGGCAUCUAGCUGUGCCCGGGGCCCAGGGUCCGGGGUGGCCACGUGGCGUUCCUCUGUGGGGCUCUUCCGUCCUGAGUGCCUGGGGAUCCGCCAGGCUUCAGAUGCCCCAUGUCACCAGUCCCCCAGCUCUGAGUCAUUGGUACAGCCGGUGGGUGUCUGCUCCAUGAUGCAGCUGCCCUUGCAGUCCUCCCCCGAGGGACUGGACGCUGCCUUCAUCGGUGUGCCUCUGGACACGGGGACUUCAAACCGGCCCGGGGCAAGAUUUGGACCCCAUCGCAUCAGGGAGGAAUCGGUGAUGCUGGGAGCUGUCAAUCCCAGCACAGGCGCCCUCCCCUUCCAGUGCCUCAGGCUUGCGGACCUAGGCAACGUCAACGUCAAUCUUUACAACCUUCAGGACAGCUGCCGGCUAAUUCGAGAGGCCUUUCAGAACAUCGUGGCAGCUGGCUGCGUUCCUCUGACCCUGGGUGGAGACCACACAAUCACGUAUCCCAUACUGCAAGCGGUGGCAAAGGAGCAUGGCCCUGUGGGUCUAGUGCAUGUGGGUGCCCACACCAACACAACUGACAAAACUCUGGACGAGAAGGUCUACCAUCGGACAUCUUUCCGCCGAAGCGUGGAUGAGGGACUGCUGGACUGUAAGCGAGUAGUGCAGAUUGGCAUCCGCGGGUCUUCCAGGACCUUGGACCCCUACAGAUACAGCAGGAGCCAGGGCUUCCGUGUAGUCCUGGCUGAAGACUGUUGGAUGAAGUCAUUGGUCCCCCUGAUGGCAGAGAUCAGGCAGCAGAUGGGGGGCAAGCCUCUUUAUAUCAGCUUUGGCAUAGAUGCCUUGGAUCCUGCCUAUGCCCCUGGAACAGGGACACCGGAAAUUGCUGGACUCACCCCUAAUCAGGCUCUGGAGAUCAUCCGGGGCUGUCAAGGCCUGAAUGUGGUGGGCUGCGAUCUUGUGGAAGUUUCCCCACCGUAUGAUCUCUCUGGCAACACGGCUCUCCUAGCAGCCAACCUGCUGUUUGAGAUGCUGUGUGCUCUCCCCAAAGUGACAGCUGUCUGAACCUGUGUUCCUGCAGACAGACCAGACUGUGUCAUGGACAAAGCCUCAAGGACUUGUGAACAAGCAAUGCAAGGACCAAAGAAAGCUCUCUGAGAAGUGUCACUGCUGGCUGCAAGGAAGGACAAUCCAGACUGUUAACAGUGUGUGUCUUUUCCUAAUAUUAAAACAUUUAUUAUAUUU